Molecule: messenger RNA, 828 nt
Organism: Saccoglossus kowalevskii
Lineage: Eukaryota; Metazoa; Hemichordata; Enteropneusta; Harrimaniidae
Product: carbohydrate sulfotransferase 11-like
Biological process (GO): carbohydrate biosynthetic process
Cellular component (GO): membrane
Molecular function (GO): sulfotransferase activity
Source: RefSeq, a predicted model, not a curated record
AUGGAGUACACCGCUGUCACGAUGCCCGCUCAAGGUAUCCUAUAUGGGGAGACGGAUGUGUACACAAAGAGACGAACACACAUGAUGAAUGUCUGCCAGUCAUUAUCUCCGAUGCAAGUCGCAUAUCCACCGAUCAACCCAGUAAUUGCAAUCGACGCAAAACACAAUUUUCUGUUUUGUUUAAUUGCCAAAUGCGCGUCUGCUAGUUGGAAACAAAUUUUCCGUCAACUCGGCAAUGGUUCCCCGCAAAUGAAAAAUAUCACGUUGCUGAAAUUCCAUGAAAUGUCCAGAAAUAUAAACCACGUGUUUACAGAUUACGUCAAAGUGGUGAUGGUGAGGCACCCGUUUGAACGAUUUUUGUCUGCAUAUUUGAACAUAGUUCUAGCAAAGCUUUCCAUCAAAAGAAAACUUCAGAACCCUUCUGCAAUGCAUCGUCAUAUAACAAAUAUGAGAACGAUGUUUUCAUUGAGUGAAUCGCAAGCGGUGACGUUCUCGCAUUUUGUUGAUUAUGUUUUGAAUACAGGUGCAUUUAACCGUCAUUGGGCGCCUUAUCACACACUCUGCAGUCCUUGUAAAAUACACUAUGACGUCAUUGGCAAAAUGGAGACCAUCUCUUCGGAUGUCGAUUUCAUAUUACGAAGUGUUGGUAUGAAUGGCUCGGUGUUUCCAACUGCACUUUCCCGACACAGGACUCAAAGCUCCAGGCGUGCUAAGCUCAGAAAAUACUACAACAGACUAUCAAAAGACCAGAUAAAUGGUUUAUACGAAAAGUAUAGCGUUGAUUUCCAUUUGUUUGGAUAUGAAUAUCCGUCUUGGUAUGGCAUAUAA